UCUUCUCACUCCGUCUAAAUCAAAAAAUCAACCAAUCCGUCCUUCAAUCUCUCGACCCCUCUUCCAGAAACACUUUCACAAUGGCUCCCAAAGUCGCAAUCGUUUUCUAUUCCAUGUAUGGCCACAUCAAGGCGCUUGCCGAAGCCGAGAAGGAGGGCUUGAAGAAGGCUGGCAUUGAAGCCGACAUCUUCCAAGUUCCGGAGACUCUUCCGCAGGAGGUUUUGACCAAGAUGCACGCCCCUCCCAAAUCCGACUAUCCAGCCAUCGACGCUGCAACCCUCGAAAAGUACGAUGCUUUCCUCUUCGGCAUCCCAACCCGUUACGGCAACUUUCCAGCACAAUGGAAGGCAUUCUGGGACACGACUGGCAGCCAAUGGGCUUCCGGUGGUUACUGGGGUAAAUUUGCUGGUGUCUUUGUCUCUACUGGAACCCAAGGUGGUGGACAAGAGAGUACCGUUAUUGCAUCUUUGUCAACCUUGGCCCACCAUGGCAUAAUCUAUAUCCCACUAGGAUAUAAGCAUACCUUCUCCCAACUCUCGACUCUUACUGAGAUGCGCGGUGGUUCUCCAUGGGGAGCUGGAACUUUCUCGGGCGCCGACGGAUCCCGCAUGCCUUCUACUCUCGAGCUUGAGCUGGCAACCAUCCAGGGCGAACAGUUCGGAUUGGCUGUUUCCAAGGUCAGCUUCGCUUGACUAGAUGGCCCAAAAGACGGGGCAGCUGGAGGGAAGACUGAGACG
Molecule: messenger RNA, 737 nt
Organism: Mollisia scopiformis
Lineage: Eukaryota; Fungi; Ascomycota; Leotiomycetes; Helotiales; Mollisiaceae
Product: quinone oxidoreductase-like protein
Exons: 6
Coding region: 81-692 (203 amino acids)
Molecular function (GO): NAD(P)H dehydrogenase (quinone) activity; FMN binding
Source: RefSeq, a predicted model, not a curated record